AAAACUGAGCACCACAAAACUCUACUCUCAAGAUUGUUUUAGUCUUCGACGGGAGUUGGUUUAGACAAUUAGUUCAAGUAGAACCUAAAUUAAUACCAAAAUCAAAAUGAGUUACCCAUGGGAAAAGCGUGUUGAAUUCAUCGUCGGCCACAUGUACGAUAUUGACAACAAUGGCUUCCUGGACAACAACGACUUCAUGUGCAUGGCUCUGCGCGCCACCGUCGUGGAAGGCAAGGGCACAAUCAACCCAGCACGCCUGAACGAGUACCGAACCAUCAUGAAGGCGCUGUGGGAUGAGAUCUCUGCCCUUGCCGAUUUGGAUCAUGACGGUAAAAUCACCACCGAAGAAUUCAAGGAUGCCGUCAAAGCUACCUGCGUUGGCAAGUCCUACUCCGAUUUCCCCAAGGCCAUGAAGGCUUUCAUCGAUGCCCACUACCAGAUGAUGGACAUCAACAACGACGGUCUGGUCAGCAUAGAGGAGUACCGUUACAACUGCAUCUCCAGAAUCGCCAUGGACGACAUCAAGAAGGUCGAUGAUUCCUACAACCAGCUCGUCAGUGACGAGGACAACAAGCGCGGUGGAAUCACCCUGCAGAGAUACCAGGAACUGUACGCCCAGUUCAUGGGUAACGAGAGCGACAAGUGCGCAGCCAUCUACCUGUACGGCCCAAUCCCAGAAUAAGCCGUUUAAACCAACAUUCGAAGAUUCACCAUUUCAUCCCUAAGAACCACCAAAAAACCAACACACCCGAACUGUGCGCUUUUGCUUGACGAAGAUUGAAAUUCCAUCAACAACAACAACUGUGCUUAUUCGUCGGGCAAAGGCCGUAGAAUAACAGCAACAACUACAACAACAACUAGAUGAAGAAUGAUGCUAGAAGUGAGAAAGAGGAAAAGAUCUAAAUCAACUACUCGAUCAAACAACAUCCUGAGUCGAAUACUAAAACAUCCCAAUCUGAUUUGAAUAAACAACAACAACAUCAAAGCAGAAAACCAAUGUUAAUCGUAUGAAAAUUUUAAUAAAAAAAAACUAUCAAACUCUAGCGAUCCCAACACGAUUCAGAUAACAGCCCGAAUCACAAACACAAGAAAAGCGCCUCUUUCCGCGGACGGUAGUUCAACCGGUGAUCCGUGAGAACCGCGCGGUCCCGCCUACCAUUCUGUGGGACUAUUUCACACGCGGCAAAAGCCACGUUCCACAAAACCAUCCCAAGGAUCACGGUUGCCAUGAUUCUGAUUGGCAGAGAAAAAAAAACUGGAACGCCAACGCCCACUGCGAUCGGGCGGUGGGCGCUGGUUGAUUGACGGGUUCACUGGUGACCAUCACCACCAUCCAAGUGCACCACGUUGAUCGGCUUUUUCCAAACAGCUUUAAUUUUUUCGUUCGUAAUUUUUGUUCUUUUGUUGUUUUGGAACAGCUGGAACAGCGGAUUUGCUCGCGCAAAUUCUUUCGGGCCAGUUCCUUGACAAAAAGGAAACCAUUUUUUUUUUUCGUUUACAUUUUUGUACAUAAAAACCAAGUGAGAAUCAAUAUCAACCGUUUAACUUUAAUUGUGAAACGUUCAAUUUGAGAAUGAUUUUUUUCUGGAAAUAUACUAACUAUUAGCGUUAAACAACACUACAUAAUGUUAACGAUUUUUUACUGAAACUACUUUUUUCUACUCUAAUUAUUAUUGUUCAUAUAUGUUACGGUUUUUAAAAUGUUAGCUUUAAUGUUUAAGAAAUAUUUCUCGCCUCCUUCUUUGAAAGUUUGAAAAUCUGUUAUAACAUCAACAGCAUGCACACCAACAUCGUGCAAAAUUGAGGUUAUGUCAUAAUGUUCGUUUGUAAUAAUACCAUCAAGAUCAAGAAAAUAACAUCAAGCAUAUAACAAAUUAAAGAAGGUUUGUUAGUUUAUAACUAUUUAAAUACUAGUAAUUAACUGCUAAGUGAAUGAAAAGACAGAAAAUGUUUAAAAAAUAGCUAGGUUAUGUAUUUUUAAUGUUACUCAGCGUAGGAAUCUAUCUUCGAAACAAUAAGAAGAACCAACUGUUAUCACUUAUUUUACCGUACUAUUGUAAUUUUAUGAAACUGUACUAGAACUUGCAGCAAAAGCAGUGAUUAUUUCCUGACAAAUGAAAGCUACAACCAAUGUGUAGACAACAUCUUCGGUAAUGUCAACUUUGCUACUCUUUUUGUCUAGAAAUAACAACUAACUAGAGACAAGACGAAAACUAGUUUGACUAAAAUAACAUCACAUUUUAACUAUAGAUAAACAAUUAUAGUUGCGAGGUAGUUUGUCCCAUUAGUUAUCCUUUAAUUGCGUGUGUCGUAGUGAUCCCUAUUAAGAACAACAACAACAAAAACAACAUCUUCAAAUGGAAACAACAACAGCUGAAACCUUUUAAACUUUACAGAGAACUCAUGAUAAGAUUUUAAAUUUUAAUUUUUGUUUGAAUAAUCACUGUUUUUUCUUCACCUGGAAACCUGAUUUAUCCCAUAAAUUAAUGUAAAGAGAAACUUUGCUUAGUUGUAUGAUAAAAACUCGUCAGAAUAAUUAAUAAUAACUUAGAACCACGGGCAAAUAACAUGAAUUAUUUAUUAUCCUAGUGCAUUUUUAAGGACGAAAAGUAUACAUUUUAGAAAACUCCACCACCUAAACAAUAGUGUAUAUGCUUUAUUCUUAAAAGUGUUCGGCCGCCCGUCCGACCCAACACCACCGCGGACCCGGCCAAUGGUGCGAAAACAAACAAAAAAAGUCAUAAUAAAUAAUUUGUCUUAUUUAUACAUUCGUAUCAAACAACAUCUUUUUAUACACACCAUCUAAAACAGGAAAAGAGAAAACCAAAUUCGCUAAAAAAUAUUAUCAACAUUUGUUGUCCCGAACCAUCACCGUUAUUUUCAUUUUUGCUCGAAUCCUUUAUAACGUUACACAAGCAAAAACGAAAACAAAAAAAAAACAACAUCAAAACAACGAUAAGUUAGCAAAAAAAGAAAAGAUAUUGGAGAAAAUAUGAAACAACCUAAAAACCGAAAAA
This is a messenger RNA of Aedes albopictus (Asian tiger mosquito), 3017 nucleotides long. RefSeq names its product sarcoplasmic calcium-binding protein 1 (gene Scp1). The coding region runs from base 107 to 682 and encodes 191 amino acids. The transcript has 6 exons. NCBI's taxonomy places the organism in Eukaryota, Metazoa, Arthropoda, Insecta, Diptera, Culicidae. Gene Ontology annotation, molecular function: calcium ion binding. The record is from RefSeq and is a predicted model, not a curated record.